AUGUCAGAUCUCACUUCUAUUGCUACCAGCUUUAGCAAGUAUUUUUCUAACAUUGGUCCCAGUCUCGCAGCUGGGAUCUCACCCUCCACUGCUAUCUUCAGAGGUUUCUUAAGCCAAACCACACAAACACCUUUGGAAUUUCAGCGUCUCGCAGCUGAUGAACGUAAAGCCAUAGAACAUAGUUUUAACUUUUAUAAAACUUCUGGGGUGGAUAAUAUUCCAAUGACAAUUAUUAAACUCAGUAUCGACAUCAUUGUUGAACCCUUAACUGAAAUUAUUAACCUAUCUUUAGUAAGUGGGUGCUUUCCUGAUACCCUCAAAAUCGCAAAAGUUCUCCCUAUUUUUAAAACUGGUGAUCCAGAAAAGCUUGAAAAUUAUCGGCCCAUUUCCAUUCUUCCAUCUUUUUCUAAAUUUUACGAAAAAGUAGUUUAUAAUCGUAUCUAUAGAUACUUAAAAAAUCCUAAUCUUCUUUAUAACAAUCCGUUUGGAUGUCGUAGAAAUCAUUCUACGUAUAUGGCAUUGAUUCAGUUGGUUAAUAAUAUUGCUUCUGCCAUCGAUAACAGAGAAUCGCCUGCUGGAGUUUUCUUGAACUUUUCGAAAACGUUUGACACUAUUGAUCACCAUACUUUGCGCAAUAAGCUCGAUCACUAUGGUAUUAGAGGGCAGUCUAUUAAUUGGGUAUCUAGCUAUUUGACAAACAGGAAGCAGCUUGUUCAGUUUACUUCAGCAUGUUCUUAACAGGAACCAGUUGUGUGUGGUAUUCCCCAAGGAUCAAUUUUAGGACCUCUUUUGUUUAUUAUUUAUAUUAAUGAUCUCCCUAAUGCAUCUAAUCUGUUAAAGACUUUUUUAUUUGCGGAUGAUACUAGCCUUUUUUAUUCUCAUAAAGGUCCUACCCAGCUCAUUCGUGUCAUGAAUUCUGAAUUAUCAAAAAUAUCUGAAUGGCUUAAAGUGAAACAAAUUAUCACUCAAUGUCGCCAAAACAAGCUAUAUUCUUUUUCGACCCAGGCAAAAACCCAUUGCUUUUAGUGAUACAAUUACGCUAGAUAACAUUGCUGUGCAAAAGGUUGACGUGACAAAGUUUCUUGGUGUUUUAUUAGAUCAGCAUCUUUCUUGGAAAUAUCAUAUAAAUCAAGUUACUAAAAAGUCUGAAAGACAAUAAUUAGAUAGGAAUCAUGCAUAAGUAAAGCACGUUUCUUUCUUCAUUCUAAAUCUUUGUGAACCUUAUACUAUACAUUGGUUUACCCGUAUCUUAACCUGACUAUAACAUUGCAUGGUGCUCAACGUAUCCAUCCAAUUUGAAUAGGAUUCUAUACCCACAGAAACGCAUCGUCAGAAUCAUUUGUGGAGCUGAAUAUCUUGCCCAUACUGCACCUCUUUUCCGGCCUCUUAAAAUCCUUGACAUUUUUAAAAUUAAUGCGUUCUUUGUUGCGUGUUUUAUGUACUCAUAUCACAAUAACCUCCUUCCUGAUACGUUUAACACAACUUUUGUUACUAAUCGCCAAGUACACACAUAUAAUACUCGAAAUACUGAUAACUACCGACCUUAUGUCUGUAGAACAAACAUUAAACAGUUCACAAUCCUUCAUCUAGGACCUAAACUAUGGAACUCCCUUCCCCAUAAUCUUACGGAACUGGCAUGAUACUCUAGUUUCAAGACUUCAUUAAAAAAGUACCUCAUCGAGAGGGCUAUAAAUUAAACUCGCCUGACCAUGAUAUGGCAGCUUAGAUUAAAUCAUAAUUAAGUAUGAGGAGCCCAAUUUUCUACAAGCUUUUUAGCUUCUAUUGGGCUUCCUCGCCACUCUAUAUAUUGCAAAAAGCGGUUAAGUCUCUUAAUAUUACAUUUAAUUGUGAACUUUUUUUUUUUUAGCUUUUCCUGUUCUGUAAAUUGUGCAAUCUUAGUAAUAAUAUAUAUAUAUAUAUAUAUAUAUAUAUAUAUAUAUAUAUCUUUUCAUAUUCUUUCUGUAAUAUUUAUUCUAUGUGGCAAAUAUAAAAAUAAAUAAAUAACCCACACCAGCUAGUGCAGUGAAGCACAGUGCCCAACAAUUAAAAAACUACGAAGAUGUAAAUCAACAUGCUACCCUUCACUAACAACCAGAAAGUCAUAACGUGCUAGCCAAUUACUGUCUCUUGUGAAUGUACUGGUUUAAACAGAAAACAUCUAUCUCUUCGAUAUAAUAAAAAGAUUUGAAACUUCUUUAAAAACCGAAUUUGCUCAAAUUUCUCUUUCUGCCCAAAAAAUCUGAGUUGCCAAAAAUUUAGGGGGGCUGCAGCCCUCCUAGUCUGCUACACAGCCGAUUUUAGUGUCGUCACGCACGCCCCUCCCCACUAACGGCUGCUGAAAACCGAACUACAUUCCUUUCCCGUGAUUAGCCAAUUAUAAUUCAUAAUUAUAAUGCAGCUCCCAUUUUGUGGAAGGUGUUCACGCCACCUUUGCGGUACUUUGACUCCUCCAAUCACAGCUUUGCUUUUAUUGUUGCCCCAUGUGUGAAUGACAGAAUAAUCAAAAUCCUCGCGUGAAAACAAGCAAUUAACUACAGUGUUGUCGUAGUCGAGUCCUAUUCAAAAUUUAGGAGAUAAGCAGCAACAGCAAGCAAGUCGAGCAAAUGGCGAUGCACAACAUGGAUAUGCUCAUAAAGUUGCCAGGUAUAGUUUCGAGAAAUCGCUCAUCGAUAAUUUAUAAGAUUGCUUUUUUGAAUCAGUACCCUUGAGAGUUUAGUCUUCACAGGAACACAAUGAGCACAUCCGGUACAUUAAAUUCUUCAUUAUAUAUCAGCACAUAUGCACGUUAAAUGAAGAACCAACCGAUCCUGGUAAAAGUCUUCUAGGCCUAUCAAACCUUUUUUUCACUUGGAACUUUCUUGACCGCUUAAAACAAACUUUUUUGCAAAUUUACCUUUUCGUUUCUUGAAAAUACAGAGCCCGUCUAAAUUCAGCGACGAUUGAUUGAUUUGUCGAAAACUGAGAAGCGUGCUUGAUUCCUAACGCCCUGCGGCACACGUAUUGUCAAAUUUCUUGCAUGUGAUUGGUUUGGUCGUUAGACCACAAACACAAAGGGAAAGGAAUGUAGUUCGGUUUUCAGCAGCCGUUAGUGAGGAGGAGCAUUGCGUGACGACACUAAAAACGGCUGUGUAGCAGACUACAGCCCUCCCGGCCCCCCGUCCUGUACGCCUAUACUAUGGCUUUGCCUCUGAGACAGACUGCAAUUAAUCUCUUAAUACAUUUCCUCCGUUCACUGCUAUAAUAGGCCAUGGCUCGUCGUUUUAAUUACACAUCUUUACUUACAGAAGUCUAUACUGAGUCAUGGUUUUCCAGGCAUUCCGGGGUCAAAUGGCAUGCCGGGAAUGCCGGGCGUGCCUGGGCCGCAGGGGCCCCAGGGAAGAGAAGGUCAAAAAGGGCGAAUUGGUGAUAAGGGAUCGCAAGGAGUGCAGGGUCCAAGAGGAGACAGAGGGCGCGAAGGGCCUCCCGGGAAGAGCGGACCGCCAGGAAAUAUGGGAAUGAAAGGUGAAUCGGGGCUUGUGGGAAUGAAAGNCCUAACGCCCUGCGGCACACGUAUUGUCAAAUUUCUUGCAUGUGAUUGGUUUGGUCGUUAGACCACAAACACAAAGGGAAAGGAAUGUAGUUCGGUUUUCAGCAGCCGUUAGUGAGGAGGAGCAUUGCGUGACGACACUAAAAACGGCUGUGUAGCAGACUACAGCCCUCCCGGCCCCCCGUCCUGUACGCCUAUACUAUGGCUUUGCCUCUGAGACAGACUGCAAUUAAUCUCUUAAUACAUUUCCUCCGUUCACUGCUAUAAUAGGCCAUGGCUCGUCGUUUUAAUUACACAUCUUUACUUACAGAAGUCUAUACUGAGUCAUGGUUUUCCAGGCAUUCCGGGGUCAAAUGGCAUGCCGGGAAUGCCGGGCGUGCCUGGGCCGCAGGGGCCCCAGGGAAGAGAAGGUCAAAAAGGGCGAAUUGGUGAUAAGGGAUCGCAAGGAGUGCAGGGUCCAAGAGGAGACAGAGGGCGCGAAGGGCCUCCCGGGAAGAGCGGACCGCCAGGAAAUAUGGGAAUGAAAGGUGAAUCGGGGCUUGUGGGAAUGAAAGGAGAGCCAGGCAUUGUGGGAAAUCAAGGAAAAAAAGGAGACAAAGGAGAGAAAGGAGAAAGCGCCAAAGCAAGUCAAGCCAGUGUAGUACCACAAACCAACUGGAAACAAUAUGUGUGGAAAUCAGCCAGCGGUGCUGAUAACGGAAAGAUUAAGGUAAACAAGAAACGCACUAAAAGCUUAAAAAGAACUAUUUAUAAGUACCACAGAUAAUGUUCAUAGGUGGAAAGAGAUCGAAAAUCCAUUCUUCUGAGGUAAAUUUGAAAGUACAGCUAUGACCUCAACCUCAUUGUCUUAGCCUUCAUCCCCAAUCAACCUUUCUCCAGCUGGCCGGCAUUAAUUUUUGUAGAAAAAUUUGAAACAUCAAACUGAUCCUUAGGGCAAGGCGAUGAAGAAGUAGACAAAAGAAUAAUACAAAAAUAUAUAUAUUUAAACAAACUGCUCAAUAUUUCGGUUUGAAAACAAACCUUCUUUAGGGGCUAAAAGAAAAAGAAAAGAAAAUAAAUCUUAAAGUUCCUUACAAAUAAGAAUUUGAAAAUGUGACAAUCAAAGCAGUGGAUUGUUAUUGGUAUAGGAGACUAAGUGGUAUCAUAUAUCAGUGAGCUUCGCCGCGUCUAUUUAUUCCUAGAGGAAAUAAUGUGUUCCCUUUGUGUAUUAAAUGAGCUUCUCGAGCCUUUCUCACUGCGUCACAGUUGUACUGAUCCAGGUCUACAACUGGGAGAUCCGGCACCACUCAUUGGUUUGUUGCUGUGGACUUCCUGAUAUUUUAUAUAUUAAUUUUUGUGUUAUUUAGCAUUAUUAGAGUUGCGGACAUUUUAAUCGUUUUGUUUUGUUUUUGUUUUUUGUUUUUUUUGUAGGACUGUGCUUUUAACAAGUUGAAAUCGGACACAGCGCUCAAAGUCUCCUUCCAGGGUAACAUGAGGAUUUAUGGCAAUGCUAAGUGUAAUCGGUGGUAUUUCAAGUUCAAUGGAAACGAAUGCAGUGGACCAAUGACGAUUGAGGCCGCUGUUUACAACGACUGGUCAUCUGGGAACCCUGAUCUGUUCCAUCAUCGGUCAUUUGAGGGGUACUGUGAAAAUAUCUCACAAGGAGCGGUUAGAAUGGAAUUAUGGGUAGGACAAUGUAGUGGCAGCACCUUGGGAAAUGCUUACACUGGUUGGAAUUCAGUGUCCCGAAUAAUGAUAGAAGAAGUAUCUAGGUCCCAGUCCUAA
Porites evermanni is the source of this 5290-nucleotide messenger RNA. The record is from the annotation of a GenBank genome assembly. Lineage: Eukaryota; Metazoa; Cnidaria; Anthozoa; Scleractinia; Poritidae.